Molecule: messenger RNA, 2139 nt
Organism: Saccostrea cuccullata (small rock oyster)
Lineage: Eukaryota; Metazoa; Mollusca; Bivalvia; Ostreida; Ostreidae
Exons: 8
Coding region: 1-2139 (712 amino acids)
Biological process (GO): negative regulation of translation; protein polyubiquitination; proteasome-mediated ubiquitin-dependent protein catabolic process
Molecular function (GO): ubiquitin protein ligase activity; protein binding; translation repressor activity
Source: RefSeq, a predicted model, not a curated record
AUGGAUCCCCGUACCAGUGCCCAGGACGUGAUGCGAUGUGACCUGUUUAAAAUAGCUAUAGACACUAAUGACUUGUCAAAGCUAUUAAGUGUCACAUCCAACCUACACACAUACAGAAAUCUUCCGGACAAAAUUUUAGCAGCUUUACCCAAAUUUAUUCCAGGAAAAAUACAAGGGGAACUUAGUAAACUUUUUGGAGCCUUAUCAUCAAGUUCUUUAACAUUAGAUAAACAUGGCUACAGCAUGAAGACAACACAGAAAUCACCAGAAGCUGGAUCCUCUCCUCAAGUGAAACAGCUGCUUGAUGAACCAGUGAUUGUCACCAACAUAAAUACUGGGUAUGGACAGCUUUACAAUGUGGCCUGUCUGAGUAAUGAAGAAAUCUGGACAAGUGGACAUGACAACACCAUGCAACUCUACAACAUCAGUCAGGGAUCACUGCUCAAGUCAAUCACAACCAAGUCAGGGAAAAGACCAGAGGACAUAGUAGUGACAAAAAGUGGAGAUCUAGUUUAUACUGAUCACAAUGACAGAACUGUGAACAUUGUGAAGAAUGAGAAGAUAGAGGAGGUAAUCAGAAUACAGAACUCAUGGAGACCUGAAGGUUUCUGUAGUACAUCAACUGGUGACCUCCUGGUUAUCAUGGGCAGUGAUGAAAACAAACCAACAAAAGUUGUCCAGAACAAGAACCAGGAUAUCUGUGUGUCUGACUGUGGAGCUGGAGCAGUAGUGGUGGUCAAUCAGGCCGGGAAACUGAGAUUCAAGUACACUGGACAUACUCCUGCUCCAAAGAACCGACCAUUCAGACCAGUGAGACUACAUGGAAUCACCACAGACAGUCAGAGUCACAUCCUUACAGCUGAUAAUAACAAUAAGUGUGUCCACAUCAUAGACCCGGAAGGACAGUUCCUCCGUUACAUAGACUGUGAACUGAGUUAUCCCUGGGGACUGGAGUUGGUGCCGUUUUCAAGCCCUGGACUUGUAGGUGUAAUCAUGGACCCCCGUACCAGUGCCCAGGACGUGAUGCGAUGUGACCUGUAUAGAAAAUCCACUCCCCUCUAUCCUGAAUGUAAAACUCAUGUCAAAGAACGAUGUAAAAUGUACUGUAAUCAAUGUGACAUUCCUGUCUGUCUUAAGUGUAUUGCAUCUGAUCAACAUCUUGGUCAUAAGGUAUCAGAAAUCUUGAAAGUUGUGGAUGAAAGAAAGAAUAAAUUCAUGAAAGAACAGACUGAAUUAAAUGAGACAAUUUAUCCCACCUACCAGGACAUUGCCUCUGAUGUACAAAACAGAAUGACAACUUUACCCAAAUUCAUCCCAGGAAAAAAACAAGGGGGAGAACUCGGUAAACUGUUUGGAGUUCUAUCAUUAAGUUCUCUUACAUCAGAUAGACAUGGCUACAGCAUGAAGACAACACAGAAAUCACCAGAAGCUGGAUCCUCUCCUCCAGUCAAACAGCUGCUUGAUGAACCAGUGACUGUCACCACCAUAGACACUGGGUAUAAAAAGCCUUUGAAUGUGGCCUGUCUGAGUGAUGAAGAAAUCUGGACAAGUGGAGAUGACAACACCAUGAAACUCUUCAGCAUCAAUCAGGGAUCACUACUCAAGUCAAUCACAACCAAUACCUCCUCUGGUGACCUCCUGGUUAUCAUGGACAGUGAAGAUAGCAAAGAAACAAAAGUUGUCCGUUACUCUGUCUUCACAGAGAAACAAAGCAUUCAGUAUGACGACAAAGGUAAACCUCUCUUUCAAUCUACUUCUUAUAUUCUAAGAUACAUAACAGAGAACAGGAAUCAGGAUAUCUGUGUGUCUGAUGAAAGAGCUGGAGCAGUAGUGGUGAUCAAUCGGGCCGGAAAACUGAGAUUCAGGUACACUGGACAUACUCCUGCUCCUAAGAACAAACCAUUCAAUCCACAGGGAAUCACCACAGACAGUCGGAGUCACAUCCUUACAGCUGAUUAUAGCAAUGACUGUGUCCACAUCAUAGACCAGGAUGGACAGUUCCUCUAUUACAUAGAUUGUGGACUCAGUUCAUCCUGGGGACUGUGUACAGAUACAAAUGACAAUUUAAGAAAAAUGCAUUUGAGAUCCUUCAACAGAGAAUUAAUAUAUGAUCACACCCCUCAAUCCAAAAAAAAAUGA